Patiria miniata (bat star) is the source of this 4517-nucleotide messenger RNA. It is a transcript of the gene fer, whose product is annotated as tyrosine-protein kinase Fer-like. Gene Ontology annotation, biological process: chemotaxis; protein phosphorylation; regulation of mast cell degranulation. The transcript is spliced from 17 exons. The record is from RefSeq and is a predicted model, not a curated record. Gene Ontology annotation, molecular function: ATP binding; protein tyrosine kinase activity. Lineage: Eukaryota; Metazoa; Echinodermata; Asteroidea; Valvatida; Asterinidae. Bases 561 to 3686 code for a protein of 1041 amino acids.
AUACUGUAUGGCAACGAUCACCCGCCUCUACCCAUUUCCUUGAAAGUCGCCCAGCUGAAGCAGGAACAUUUCAGUAUCUUUACUAAUGGGUAAAUGACAACAGUGACGGUAGUAUCAGUAUGAUAUUUAAUUCAUAGCUGUACCUAUUUUAUCAGAGACAGAAAGCGGACAUAGACUAUAAUUUUAACUUCAUGGCUUCGCCGCAGUUCAGUUUUCAUGUGUAGAAUGUUUUUACAACCUCUUUCCUAAAGAGCCAAAGUCGAACGUGAACAUUCAUUUUUGCAUUUACUUUAGACCUGCGAAGGAGGUUGAGCUGAAUAACUCGGCUGAAUGCAUGCUGUUCACCGCAGCAGCUAGCUCAGCGCACUUCCUGGUUCAAGCUUAUUUUUUUGUGGUUCAAGUGUAGUUCAAAAGUAACUGAAAAUUCUGGAAUUUUGUAAUUGUUUUUCAACUGUGAAAUUGAAUUCUUUAAGCUGGACCUCAAAAUGUGAGCUUCUUGUAAUCUUGAUAUAAUACAUUUGCUUGUGUUGUGGAUUACGGAAAAUUGAAAGAGAAAAGCGAUGUCUGUGAAUGAACUCCGGGCAAAAUUUGGCGCACCACCGCCAUUGCCGGGGCCUCGAGUGAAGUCCUCCGUGGUAACAACACCUGCUCCAGGCCCAGCCUUGCCCCCUCCAAAUCCUGGCACUGGCAGCGGGAAUAGCCGACCAACCCCGCCGGAUAUUAAAAAGCUUCCACCCAAACUUGGCACCAGCAAAUUUUCAUUCGGUAACUCAAAGGGGCAGGCCGAAGAGACGGUGAAAGAAGAUCCAGCUUUAACGGAAGACUUUUACCUGCAAGCUGAUGAGGCAAGGGGGGCAACGUCUCCAAAGUCUGCAAACUUUGUCAGCCCUGCUCCCAGCCCCAGCCCCAACCCCACCCCCGGCCCCCGGCUUCCUCCUCCGCGAAAGCUCAGUGCUAAAACUAUACCGGUAGCAAGUCCUCUUCAUCGGACACCAUCUCACUCAUCGGCCGAGGCCAGGUUCAACGGCCGUGGUGGUGGGAGUGGGGAUGGAGUGUUUUCCAGGAGUCCAGCGGCAAGCAGCCCGAAAGAGUCGAGCAAUGCUAGUCUUGAAUUUCAGUACUAUGCAAGUGAAGAUGUUGUGAAUCCGCUGUUUUGGGAGGGUACACAUGAUGUUGAGGAGGUGCGGGGAGCCAGUCGCAUGGGCUUCGGCACGGACCUGCAGGACAAGACCGCCCAUGACAUCAUCCUGAAACUGAACGACCAGGAGCUGAAGCUGAUGGAGACUCUCAAGCGUGUGGUCCAACACAAGAUCAAAGCGGACAAGGAGUACGCCACCUCACUUGGACUCAUCGGCGGGCUGGCCAACCGGUUUGAAGAGGAUUCACAGAUUCAACACAAAGGCUUUGCGGUCAAGGCAUGGAGCAACAUCAUCAAGGAAACCGACUCAGUGAGUAAACUGAUCCGACAACACGCCGACGAGAUGAACACUGCGAUCGUGGACAAGCUGAGCAACAUGAUCAAGGAAAAGAUGGACCUGAAGAAGCAGUACAUGCAAGAACGGACAAAGAUCGACAUGGAUUACAUGAAAGUCAAAGGAGAAGUCAAAGACAGCUUAGCGCGGUAUCAGAAAGCAGCCAAGGAAGCGAAGGAUGCAAAGGCCAAAUACGAAGAGAGCAUCAUUAAAGCCAAGCCUAAAGACAUUGACAAAGCCAAAGAUCGCUACAAGAAGACAGUACUGAAGGUCCACAAGUGCCACAACGAGUACGUCCUAGCGCUGAAGGCAGCCACACUGCACCAGGAGCAUUACAGGACUAGUAUCCUGCCUCGACUACUGGAAUGUUUGCAGCAGUCGCAGGAGAGUCAGAUAGCUCAGGUCAAACAGACAAUGUCUGACCUUGCAAACCUGUCCAGUACCUGCACAGGAGAUUUUGUGGCCAGUCAAAACGCCGUCAUGAGGAGUAUCGCCGACCUCCGCCCAGACAGAGAGUACUCCAACUUCGUGGAGAAUCACAAAGUUGAAUCCCCAGCGCGGGAAUAUUUUGAGUUUGAUUCCAGCGUCAUGGAGGAGUUUCCUGACGGGCUGGAGGCCAAUACCAUCGUUGUAGAUAACCUCACCCUGGAGUCAGCCCAGCACACGAAAACAUCUCUGUCGGAGAGCCUCGACGAAGUUCGAGAAGUCCUCACCACCAAGAAACAGGAAUUGCAGUCCUUGGAUGAGGAGAUACGAGCCAUUCCACCAUCUCCCACAGUCGAAGAGGUUUUACUGGACUUGCUGUCCAAGCAGAAGAGGUAUCGGGACGUCUCCCGCGAGAUCCAGGACCUGAAAUGCCAGGAAGCCAAGCUGAAUGCCCAGGUCUGCAUGCUGGACCAAAAACUGCCUGCCAUGGGAGAGGAGGACAAUCUACCCCCAGGGAUCGAGCUGUCCGACACCCCUGUGGUCACUCCCAACACCAUGCCCAAGAGCAAUACAUUGAGCACGCCAGGGGAGAAGACAAAGAAGCUCGGAAGGAUUACAACCUUCUUCAAUCGUGGGGGAGACAGUGAGCAGAAAGUACCCAGCGAGAUCCCCAUUGCGGAUGAAGAAUGGUACCAUGGUGCCCUGCCCCGCCCAGAGACGGAGGAAUUACUCGUCAAUGACGGCGACUUCUUAGUGAGAGAGAAGAGUGAUGCCUCAGGCCAGUAUGUGCUGUCGGCACGGACCAACAGUCGAAUCCGCCACUUCCCCAUCAUUACAAAUGAAGAUAACAUGUACCGUCUUGAAGGCACCGCGUUCUCCACUGUUGGUCAUCUGAUCCGACACCAGCUGUCUACCGGUACGCCGGUCACUAAGAACAGUCAAGCCUGCCUGAUCCACCCGGUGGUCAAGGUCCGCGAUGAGCAUGACCUACGACACGAGGAGAUCGAACUCAAGGACAAAUUAGGAGCUGGACACUUCGGCGACGUCUUCCGCGGCAAACUCAAGAAAGACGGCACCCCCGUGGCCGUCAAGACUUGCAAAGAGACGGUGGACGCGGCCACCCGGCGCAAAUUCCUGAUGGAGGCCAACAUCCUGAAGCAAUACCACCAUGACAAUAUCGUCAAGCUGAUCGGGGUCUGCACCGAUAAACAUCCCAUCUACAUCGUCAUGGAGCUAGUGCCUGGUGGCGACCUGCUGUCGUUCCUUCGCAACGAUGCAAACGACAUCAGUACCAAACAAAUGGUCAAGAUGGCCGAAGAUACCGGAGCUGGCAUGGCGUUCCUAGAAGCCAAGAACUGUAUACACAGAGAUCUAGCUGCCAGAAACUGCCUGGUUGGUCACAAGAACAUCAUCAAGAUCAGCGACUUUGGGAUGUCUCGAGAAGACGACGUGUACACCAUCAAAGGAGGAGCAAUGAGACAGAUACCCAUCAAAUGGACCGCACCGGAAGCCAUGAACUAUGGCAAGUACACCACCAUGUCCGACGUGUGGAGUUUUGGCAUCCUACUGUAUGAGGUAUUCUCUCACGGUAGUUCACCCUACCCAGGCUUGAACAACACCGAAGCUAGAGACAAGGUGGAACAGGGUUACCGUAUGCCAGCACCCCAAGGAACACCUCAGGAGAUCUACACACUCAUGUGCCGAUGCUGGGAAUACCACGACGAGAACCGGCCCAAAUUUAAAGAGGUCCACUCUAUACUUAAAAAACUCACUCAUACCAUCAAGUAAAAAUGUAUCAUGUUUGCCGGGAAAGGGGGGGGGGUUGCUUAGUUGGGGGUGUGAGUUAAUAUUAAGAUGAUUUUGGAACAAGGCCACAGAAAAGUACAAGUUCCAUGGUGAUAAUCUGAUUUGUUGUCGUCAUCAGAAGACAUCACAAGACAGUGACAAGUCAGUCCACACUUGUCCAUUUCAACGUAAUCACAGGUCCUCACAAGCUAUCACUCACAAGUCAGAAGUCAAUCGCUGGUCAAUCCCAAGUCAGUUACAAGUCGAAUUCAAGUCAUUUGUAAUGAACUCUUAACAAAGACACUUCUUUGCCACGGACCUGUUACAUGUGACCCAACUAGUGAUAUGACUGUUGUUCGGACCAACUACAUGUAUUUGACUUGUGACUUCAUCGUGAUCCCACUUGUGAGAACAACAGGUUUAAAAAAAUCUUGGGAGAACUGGUGGAGAAUCGUACAUGUAUCUUCACAAAAUUCCAGUCGUAGGUUAUCACUUUGAGUAUGGGGAGGUCAGAUGUUGAACCUAAUUACAAUUAUGAUGAAAUUUCAGUAAAAACAUGCAUGUACAUUCUAUUUCUUUUUUAAAACAUGUUUCCAGCAGUUGUACAUAAAUGUAUGAAAUUUUAUGAAAAUGUAACAUUCUCUAUACCACGUUGGUUGGUUAUGAGCUAUAGUGUAAAAAGUAUCAUUCCUAUUUUCUUUGUCUUUCAUGAGAGAUCAUCUAGAAGCACUGAAAAUGCUUCUUUAUGCCUGAACACAAGCAAUGCCUUCCUUAAAAAAAGCUGCUUCUUUUGUACUGAUCAUGUUAGGAGAAAACAGGAAACUCGCCUUGCAU